AUGUUACCGGCAGAGCAAUGGGAUUCGAGUCCUUCACAGGAAAAGCGAAUCUACCAAUGGCGAGGAGGAGUGAUGCGAGAGGAAGAACCACUUUCUAUCAGGGGUAACGCCCGAAUUCAAGCUCAUGAAGAACAGAACAUCCAUCGAGGGAUCGAUACCAAUGGAAAAGAAUGGGGGAAUGAUGAAACGGAGGAGAUCCAAGCGAGAAUAUUCACCAUAAAUCUGAAUGGUAGAUCAAACUAUACCCAAAAAGAUGUGCAAUAUCCUGUUCCAUCCGCAGUCCAUCAAGAAAGAUCGAUCAGACACAUGGAUGAGAAUAGGUAUACCGUCAACAUCAAAGAUACCAAUCAUCGAUCCUUCGUGGAGAAGGAAGUUGAAGAUAAUGGCGAAAGACAAGAUGUAAUGGUCGUAGACGACUUCGUUGUUCACCCGUUCUUUCCCCAAGAUGAGACAAAAGCUCAAUUGAUUGUCGAAUCCGAAGAUAACGUGCGAUACUUCAUCGCUGCCUCACAAGCAAGGAGCGUACUUCCCUCUCUGCCCAAUCCGAUCCCAGUGGCAAGAUCAUCUACUCGAGAUUUAUCACAAUAUCAGACUCGAGCUCAAGUUGUUCAAUGGAAUGGUGGCUCCAACUCAAUCACAUUGAUCCUCACAUGCCUAUUCAGACCCGAAAAAUUUAUAUCUUCAUCUUCAUCUUCGAAAACUGAUCCUAUAUAUCUCAUAAAGCUCUUACCGGACGUACUCAAUCUCGCCGACUAUCAUCAAUUCACCUCAACAUUCUUUCCCAAAUUCAUCAACAUCCUCAACAAGCUCAACGCUUCCCCUUUAGUAUUGUAUACAGCUUACGCGUUAAUGGACGAAUUCAAUAAAUGUGAUCGAUACGCCAAACUCACAAUUCGAUCAAACAUGCUUAACAAUAUUCCUUCUACGCUUCUUACCAUCCUCGAACAGCACGCUCCGAGAUAUUUCAACUCACUUACGAAGUUACAUAAAGAAUGGGAGGAAGCCUAUUCUCGACAUUACAUCGCACUAGUCACUGACCUCGCAGGGGUGAAUAUCCAACUUGUAGGAUUCGGUGCUCAAUGCAAGAAGAGAUUCGGAAGAGGUUGUCCAGGGUAUAUAUCCUCUAAAGGGAAUUUCAAGGAAUUAAGAGGUAGAGCAGCUGAUGCUGCGUCUUCAUGUGCUCGAGACAAUGGUUAUAAAGCUAUGAAUAGUAGGAUCGAAGAGGCAGUUCAUACAGAAGUGGGAUGUGAGACUUGCGCUCAUAGGUUGAUCAAUGCCUUUGGGGCUGUGAUGUCGAAGGUGUUCAUGGGAGUUAAAGAUGGAAUAUGA
This is a messenger RNA of Kwoniella mangroviensis CBS 8507, 1329 nucleotides long. RefSeq lists its product as uncharacterized. The transcript is spliced from 3 exons. NCBI's taxonomy places the organism in Eukaryota, Fungi, Basidiomycota, Tremellomycetes, Tremellales, Cryptococcaceae. The coding region runs from base 1 to 1329 and encodes 442 amino acids. The record is from RefSeq and is a predicted model, not a curated record.